AUGAGCCAAGAUCCCUUUCAGGAUGCUCCCGCCGCGGGGGGCGGUGGUGCGAGGGUCAUUGAGGGGAUUCGGCAGCGUCGGGAGAAGCUCGAGCUCUACCAGUCCCAGUCGCACAAAAUGAAAUCGCUCAUGAUGAACAGCGCGGGGAUUCGCAGCGGGUUGAGCACCAAAAACGAGCGUGCGUUGAACCCAAUCUGGACAAACUUCCCCACAAAGUGCGUCAAACCCAUCCGCUCCGUGGAGGAGAUGCGGGAGAAGCUGCAGUACUUCGCGAAGAGCGAUGAUGUGAUGGUGGUGCGCUACCACCAGAACCGCUGCACCGCCUGUAACGCCGUGGACAAGAGCUUUGAGUUUCUCUGCCACCAGAGCGCCGAGCGACUCCCGGGGCUUAAGUUUUACGAGGUCAACAAGGACGAGGUGCCGGAGCUUGCCAAAAACCUUGUGCGCUUUCCGCAGGUGAAGGGGUACAGCGGCGGGCACUGGACGGACCUGGAGUUUAAGCCUCCUGCCCAAUUCCGCGAGGAGCUUUACCUGGCCGUGGAGCAGGAGGUGAGGCGCCGCAAGGAUGGGGGCCGGCCCGUCACGGCGCUCGAGGCGGAGGAGAUGUACUUCUCCGCUGCCGGCCCAUCCAUGUUGGAGGUGCUCCAGGAGUCCAUCGUGAAGUUUUACUCCAAGUCGCAGGUGCGGCUGCACAACUAUUGGAAGCAGGUCUCGGUGCGACGGUCGUGGUUUUUCAAGAAGUUCAUUGAGCCUAGGGUGGAGGAGCGGCUGCGGGAUGAGUGGCAGACGAAGUCGUUGUUUGGUGAAAAGAUUAUGUACGGCCCGGAGCCCAAAUUAGAGGAGUUCUGA
Molecule: messenger RNA, 849 nt
Organism: Trypanosoma conorhini
Lineage: Eukaryota; Euglenozoa; Kinetoplastea; Trypanosomatida; Trypanosomatidae
Exons: 1
Coding region: 1-849 (282 amino acids)
Source: RefSeq, a predicted model, not a curated record